GUCAUCGUGUCAUGGGGUCACCUUUUGACCAAUCAACCUUUAGGGCGGGGCUUAGUGACUUUGGACUCGAAAAUGUAGUACGCCGUGAGUGAAAUACGCACUUUUUCCCAUAUAAAAGUUUAUAUAUAUAGUGUUAUAUAUGCAAACGUUCUAUAGUCCACAUGAAUAUAUAACUAGUGUAUGACUAUGAGAAUAUAAACGAGUGUGUAUACGCAGUUUGGCGGUCGUAUCAGCGAAUUUAAAGUAUUUUUUCGACGACAUCGCGAAGCUAACGUUAGCCACUCUUUUGAAGGCCGCAACGUGGGGAGUAGUAGCGCCAAAAUGAGCCGGAGACACGCCUUUCGACUGAGCUUCUAGAGCAGACGUCUGUGACAGCAGGUUGCAGCCUGGCAAACCAGCCGUGGAAAAGAGGAUAUCAUUGUCGACAUGCAGGAAAACAACAUGCUAGAAGGCUGGAAUACAAUCGCAUGUGAAGAACUUUGGAGGAGCAUAGUGAGAGUCGGAGCAUGGCUGAUGGGAGUGAAGCUGCGUGUUGAGGCACCACAGUCCAGGAGGAAGACUAGAAAUGACAACCAUGUCCAUGGAGCCUGUUGGAGUCCUUGUGGAAAAAGGUGCCAAUGCCACUGAUGCCCCUCUGAGCUCUCACGAGGACUCUGCGGCGACCUUUACCAUCGGCACAAUCCUUUCCAUUAUGUGCGUCGUUGGUGUAUCAGGGAACAUUUACACCUUGGUGGUCAUGUGCCAGUCUAUGAGGACUGCAGCUUCCAUGUACAUCUACAUCAUUAACCUAGCUCUUGCAGAUCUGCUGUACCUCCUCACCAUACCCUUUGUCGUCUGCACACACUUCUUGGAAGGAUGGUACUUUGGAAACACUGGGUGUCGUAUCCUUAUCAGCAUGGACUUCCUUACCAUGCAUGCCAGCAUCUUCACACUGACCAUCAUGAGCACGGAGCGAUACUUUGCUGUGUUGAAGCCUUUGGACACAGUGAAGAGAUCUAAAAGUUACAGGAAGGCCAUUGCUCUGCUGGUGUGGGCUGCUUCUCUCGUACUGGCCCUGCCCAUGAUCGUGAGCGUCCAGCUCAUGUCGGUCGGCACCAAAGCCAUGUGUCGGUCCACACUCUCCCAGCUCUCCUACAAGAUCUACAUUUCCUUCUUAUUUUGCACUAGCAUUGUGGCACCAGGACUGAUUAUUGGAUAUCUCUACACCCAGCUUGCACGCACAUAUUGGGUUUCGCAGACAGAGACCUUUAAACAGACCAAGAAACUUCCCAAUCAAAAGGUGUUGUACCUGAUUUUCACCAUUGUUCUCCUCUUCUGGGCUUGUUUCCUGCCAUUCUGGAUCUGGCAGCUGUUGUUUCAGUUCUACCCCACAUUGUCCCUCUCCAACAAGGCCAAACGCAACAUCAACUACCUGACCACGUGUCUGACGUACUCCAACAGCUGCAUCAACCCCUUCCUCUACACGCUGCUCACCAAGAACUACAAGGAAUACCUGAGGAAGCACAAGCGUUCCUGGUCGGCCAGCAGCUACUUUAACAGACGGGGCCGAUUCCAGCGAUCACCUCGAAGGUCACCAUCCUCCAGUAGUCAGCAGUGUACUGAGAGCUUCAUGCUCUCACACACAGCAUCACUGCGGGCUCAUAACAGCAGUUUGUGAGGUAGGAGCAAUUUUCUUUGACUUGGGUUUGUGGUUUUCGCUGAUGGGACAAUGACUCAGAUGAUCUACAAAGAUAAUUCAAUGACUUCUGAAACGAGGAUUAUUUUCACGUUGACUUCAAGCAUUUAUUUUAUUUUCAUUACUUGGGAUGCUGUACAGACAUUUUUUCACGUUUUCUAUGGGAGAAAAACAUAGCCUGGAUGGAUUAUGUAAAAUAGAAAUUUUAUUGAUUUUGGGUCGUCAGAAAACAGCAAAUCUGCUGAAUUUUAUCUUUGGACAGAGUGAAAACCAACUGGACAAGUGCAUUUUGAAGGACGUGUAAAUAAUAAUAAUAAAAAAAAUAGAUAAAACCAAAAAAUUAAAAAACAGAAACAAUAAUCUGCAUGACAACUGUCUAGAAGAUUUUAUGUUGACGUCAUUGGUAUAAGUUCAUUGGUAUAAAAGUAUUUUCAUGUAAAUAACAGUGAAGAAAUCUGUUGUAAUAGGUGAAGUGUCUAUAUAAAAAAAAUAAAAAAAACAUUUCCAUUUCAAUUAAAUUGACAAUUGAAGAUAGUUUUUAUAGCAGAAUCACAAAAAAUAUUAAAAAUAAUGUUAAGAUUAAAAUCAAUUUGAGUGACUUUUAUGGUCCUGAGCAAAAGAAACCAUUAUGUUACCAUGGUAUAAAUACCACAUGAGCAUGGAACUACGUUAGGUAAAGAAGUGUAGGUACCAGUGUGCUACGUAGGGGCUACAGUUCGUCUUAGAAUCUACAUGCCAUUCUCUAUUGAUUUGAAAAUAUCUGCUUACAUUUCCUAGACCUUGUAUAGGAGUGUCUUUGUGAUCUAAAAAUCCUGGGCUCCCCAUUGGCUUGUGGUCUUAUUUGCAUCCAAUAUUUUAUGUGCAAGGUGGUCCUUUGGCCUAUCGGUACUACCUUUAGGCUUAGCCAUGUAUAAAACUUGCGAAAUUACAUGUCAUAUCCCAUGAUCCCAUAAGGAGCUGCAAUUUCUCAGUUUCUUUUUUUUGUUUGGCUCAGCAUUGUUGUUUUGAUCACACCAGUCCCUUUGAGAAGGGAUCAACAAUGAAGGAUCCAAUCUUUUUCAUUACCUUUGUCUGUAGCCGUUAGUGUAUUGGUGGUGCUCUACCUUUGAUUACUGUGGAAGUGUUUGUCCAGGUUGUCUGCAGGGUCAGCAGUGAGUCAUACAUCACCUCCAUCUGUCUCAGAAUACAACGUGUUGAGUGACAGCUAGCGUAAUUCACAGGUGCAGAGGCACAAGUGUUUGUGUGUACACUUAGAAGCCCAGAGUAAAACACAAAUGUUUGGUUAAUGGCAAAACCAAACAAAGUCUGUCUUUGAUGUGCCAUUUUGGUUUAUUACAAAGCUAAAGUACUCUGCGAAAAAGUCCCUGUUUCUCAAUUGUAUGUGGAACUCUUACAGAUUUGUGUAGUAACUUCUAAAUUGGAUAUUGAAAUAAAAAUAGAGCUCCCCUUCUGAUAAAAUUGCAGCUUAACCUCAGAAAAUGUUCACAGGUUAUUCUAUUCUAUUAUAUUACACUGACCUAGGACAAGAGAUCUUUUACGGAGUCAUUCUUUCCUUGUCAAAUUGGAAAAUAAGUAAGUAUAAGUAAUUAAUAGUUUUUCUUUGAUUUUCUUUUAAUCUAUUAUUUAAAAAGGCAAGAGAAAAUAGGGACAUAGAUCAAUAGAGGUGAAACUGGAAGUCAAACCUACAACCCACCUUUCUGGGCAUCUUUUUUCUUGCUGAAUGUUUCCUGAACUUUUCAAUCCUAAUAGCUGUCCACACUCCUGGGCUUUGAUUUAAAUUGUCUAGUAGGAAGCUUUAACACUUUUAUGUGUAAGGCCAUAUAAUAACUUGAUGUGUCAGAUGGUCUUUUUUUUCCAAAGCUUUGACAAACCUGGAAACCCUCUAGCCCUGUGCUUUGUUCAUUUUUAUAGUAUUGGCAAAACAAGGAAGUGACAACAUAGGGUGUGGAAUGAUGUUCUAUCAUCCUGUUCUGGAAUCACACCGGCUGCGGAAGCCAGCAACUCUGAUUAAAUAACCCUUCCAGAACGUUUGUUGCUUUCAUUUAGGAAAAUAUGCUUUUGAAAGAAAGGAGGUGGAGGGAAAAAAAAAAGAUUUGUAGCUUGUGUCUGCAUUCUUUCUUGGUAACACAGAAGAGUUGGAGAACACAUGCAGAUAUAAUCUCAUCUGAUCCUCCAUUAUCUUCAUGUUCCUUUCUCUUGUGGUGAUGUUUUUGAACUUGAAUACGUGUUUCUGGAAGAGAGUCUUUACAGGAAGCUUUACUGCAUCAUCUUUGGAAAAUACAGUGCACACUUUGGAAUAAGUGAGCUUUGGAAAACUCAUAAAACACAGAAUCAUAUGUUUUACUUUCUGUCUGCUUCUUUACUACCCUAAAAACCUACUUCUUUCCAUCCAUCUUUCAUUGGCCCAGUGUGGACUUCUUUAAGAGCUAAUGGCAUUUUGUGGCUGCGUUUGUUACGUGACCAAUUAAUGCUUCUCCAUUAAAAAAAGAAAAAUGUUGCAGGAUACAGUGCAGGCUGCUUGGCAGGCUUUUUGGAAGUGUUCCACCUCGUAAUACAUGUUGAUAGUAUCACAUGUUUACUGAAGCAGGCAGUACACUGGCAGUGUAAGGAAGCUGCCACUAGACAGGAAAUGUUUGGAACAAGGCAAUUUUAGCAGUUAAUGUGGGAAAACAACACAGGUGACGUACAACGCUGGUUUGAAGUAGGAUGUUUUACUGAAGAAACAGGAGCAUGUGAAAACUCAACACAUGAUCAGGUUGAACUUAUGUUUCUAAUCCAUGCAGCAUUUUGCUCUUGUAUGUUUUCAAAGUUAUCUUGAAUUUCACAUUCUUUGACAUUUUAAUUGUCUCGAAAAACUCUUCCUGAUAGAUUGUCACCUUAAACAGCUUGACCGACCUGACUUUUCUGGUUCACAUAACCUCCACUGAAGUUCUUCAUUGAAGUUAUUCUUUUGAAACCAGAAAUUUCACGGACUUAGUUUGUGCUUCUUUCACACUUUUUUCUGGUUGUGUCUAUUCAAUCCAGAGACAUUUAAAAAUUAUUGUUCCUCUGAUGUUCUCUGGUCUUUCUCUUAAAAGGCAUCCUCAUUUUCUGGUUGUUGUUAGAGAUUCUUUCUGACCAUAAAAUGGAAUUAACCAUUUGGCCACAGCAGCCCUCUGAGAUUGCCUUCAUGUUUCUUCUGCAUUCAGCUCACAUCAAAUUGUUUUUUUGUAGCUCUCAAACCUUUUUAAGGCUAUGAAUGCCUCCUUGGUUCUCUAGUCUCACUGACCGUGUUCUUUUGGAAUUCUAUUUUCUGCUUUUCUUACAUGCAAAUCUUUUUUUGUCUUACACCUUUAUUUUUUGGCAAUUAUUUUUACUACUUUUCUUGAAUUCCACCUUAGAUAGAGUUAGGUCAUUUGUGAAGUUCAUGCAAACAGUUGUAACAAGGAGUAAAACCACUAGUACUCAGUAGGCAGUGUGAUAUUCAUUAAGUAUUACAUGUUCUCUUGCUGUUUUAUGUACAGACCAUGACACAUAACACAUUUUCACACUUUUUACAGAUAAUUUCAUGCACACCAUUUACAGUAGUGAGACCUGUGGACAUAAAUAAUCUACUAUGUUUUUAAUAUGCUCUAAUUAAGGUUAAUUAGCUACUUUAUUAGCAAGUACUUUUUAAAAAAUGCUUCAAUAAAAAAGUCAUGAAUACAUUAGAAGCAAAGGAAGCCCAGUACAUUAAUGUGACCUGCAUGUUUGGUUCUGUAAAACAAAGGACAUGUUCUUAGAGAAAUCUGCUUCAUUGUUUCAUUUUGUGCUAGCUAGAGAUUUAGCCAAAAUAAGUAAAAAAUGUUUUAAAAAACAGUUUUCAAAGAAAUUAUGUUUAAUUCUAUAAUAUAUGAUGUGUGUAUGACAUUAGUUUGUAGAUGCUUAAUAUUUACAGUAGUGUCUGUGUGAUUCCUUUGCUUUGAAUGGUAUUUCUGACAUUGAAGGACAUGCAUAUCUCUGACAGCUGCAGGGAUGAUGAAUGACUGUGCUUGAGUGGUCGCAGUCGGAGUAACAGCUUCAGCCGUGCUGUGACAGAGAAAGAUUCAUUUUAGACCCUCAUUUACAGUCGUCAGUAUUAAUAUUCCACUGAAGCAUUUGUGAUCUGCCAUCAGUUUCAGUUUACCUGCAGUGGACAUGCGUCUUUGUGGCUCACAUGGUGGUGCACUGAAAUUAUUUCUCCUCUUGCAAACUUUUGUAAUAGGAGAGUAGUGGCAAAGACAAAGAACAAUAAAACCAGAUAAACAAAGGUAGAAAAAAUAGGCAAGAAAAUUGUUGUUAAAUGUUGUGAUAAAUGGCAGUCUUUGUGAAGCAAAUACACCCCCACACCUUUUAUUUUUGAUGAUGACCUUUAGCCUUUCACCUUAGUUCACCUAGUGUGCUUUUUAGUAACAGCACAUUUUCAGGUUUUAUAGUUUAACAGAACCAUACAAUGUUUUUCACAGACCGGCCUCUAUGUUGUGGGGGAUAAAUACAACUGAAUAUAAUUAUUCCACCUGCAUAAAAACUGGUAUUUUCUAAUUAUAAAACUGCUGUAAACAACACUGCUUUCUGUUGUUAGCAAGCAAGCUAAACAAUCCUACUUGGAAAACUAAACGGGACAGAAGCAAUGAGACGUAACAGAUUUCCAAGAAAUUGUUUUUUUUUUUUUUUUUUUAUUUCUGCAUCCCUGUUUAAAAAAAUAUGCCUCUAUGCCUGUAUGAGGGCAAGAUAUGAUUGACUUGCUUCAUGAAGAACCAAAUCAGGAGCAACAAAAGGAUCAAGCAAGUUAAAAUAACAAUUGAAAGUAGAUUAUUCGCAAGGUUUGUAAUGCAGUUACAAAUGUGCAAUUCUUGCCCCGUGAGACUAAAUGAAAGAAGCCAUGUCCACUCCGUCAGUUGACUAAUGAAAAUGUUAUCAUCUUCAAUCGUAAUUGCUUAAACUCGAUGUCUGCACACAUCAGCACUGCUUAACAAAACCUUGUCUUUCUCUGUCACACACUGCACCAAAAUCACAUUAUGAAGCUAUUGAUGGAGGUCUCAUUAACUUGGUUAUCAUUCUGGACUUUUUUUUACUGAGCUUUCAUCCCGGCCAGCCGUGCUGUUUCAGAGGUCACAUCUCCAAAGGUCAUCGCCAAUCACUCGCGCUAACUCUUUUCUUUCACUCGGAAUGUUAAAAGGAAUAUUGAUCGUAGUGCCGUAUAUCUUGAAGCUGAUUACAUUGACUCGGCUCAUUUUGGGAAUUGGAAACAGGAAUCGCUGUUCUAUUCUCAUCAAAGGUGAUGAGGCAGUCUGGGAAAAAUUACGCCAUUGUGAUCAAUAAGCACCUUGACUCAUCCUCUGGUGCUGUUCUACAUGAUUAUACGAACAGAGGCUUGUUGUGAUUUAGUGCCCUCUUAUCUGAGCUGGGUCCACAUUAAAUUCCCAAGAUUCAUUUAGAAAAGUGGUAAAAUAAUGGACCUCUCAUAAUUUAAUGCAACAAACGAGCAAAAAGGAAGUGAUUAUGGAGUGACAAUUUUAAAUUUACCGCAUUUGUUCAGAGAACGUUUUGGCUCAUUUUUGACUCCUGUCAAGUAAAGUGUAUCAAAUGUCACUCCUCUUGGGCUAACCUAACUAUUGUUGUUUAACCCUAACCCCUUCUGCUGCUUUUAUUGCUUUUGUAAAUAGUUUUUAGCUUCUGGUGGCAAAAUGUUGCUGUUAUCUUAUUAUAGAUAUCUUUAGAUUGCCCUGGUCAUUUUAAUGAUCUUUUGUUCUUGAAUUUAAUACAUUUAUAACAGCAUUGUUAUAUUUGCAGGCCUAGGUUUCUCAUAAAAAUAUCCAUUUAUUAGAUAUAUUUGGUAUAUAUGAUAUUGAUGACUUUGGUCAUGAGAUAACUUUUCCUGUCCACUGUCCUGUGUUUGUCCUUGUUGUGAAUGUAAUCCAGAUCAUUUAUGCUUGUCAGCAGUAAUUAGGUUUUAUUAACACGAGGCAGAGCUGAGGGCGAUUGACAGAUUCAUUCUGUUGAAAGAACAUUGUGUUGUGAGACUUUUUAAUUUCUUAAAUCAGAAUGGACAUUUACACAAGAAAGAAGAAUUGCAUUACAAAAACAGGGAUAAAAAGGAUACAAAAGGAGAGAGCUUGAUGAAGGUAAUCCUAAUACGUCCUGUGGGAAAAAUAGUACUAAAUUUAAAAAAAGAAUAGAAUAAAUAAAAACACUCGUCUGAUAUUAAUAAUUAAGUAUCAUAAACUAAUAGGAAGUGGCUCUGUCAGAUUUCUAUGACUGACACUCAAGUGAAAGAACUCGUAAUAAUAAUAACGAUGAUUAUGUUCAUAUUGAUUAUACACUGCAGUAUAACUGACAAUUAUUAGAAAGAAGAAGAAUUUAAGUUGACAAACUUGUGGCAUUAACUCCCAUAGUCCUUUGCAAACAGGUACGUGCGCAAUAAACAAAAGGAAAUACAUUUUGAGUUUCUAUGAUGGAAAUUGAUUCAGUGGUCGAAAUAGUAAUUAGUUGUUAAAGUCGGAUGUGAGCGCAGCAUCAGGCUGUCUGCCUGAUUGAUUUUCUCUGUUUGGAGAGGGAGAUGAAAGUGCAGGAAUCUUCAGAGGAAAAUCAGUGUGUUAAAAAAAGUGAUUUAGAAGCAGCUCAGCAGAGUCUGGACAGCUUCAAUAAUGAAUGCUUCUCAUUUAAACUCCUGCUGGUCUUCAGGUACAUGAUCAAACCAGCUCCUGCUGUCCGACUAAAAUGCUGCAGAGGGAUUCAGGUGUUGGGUCCUAACCUGGCCCAGCUCGACCUAGCUCAGCUCAGCCUUGGGGAGACCAUUACUGUGGAAAUGCACAAAGUUGAAAGAAGAAGAAUUCUCUGCCCCGAUAAAUAAUGCAUUUGUUCUGACAUGAUCCCAGUGGAACCUUUAAAACCUUGAACAGGAACCAAAAGUGUGUGAUUGAAUGGAAAUGGGGCAAAGUAAGACUCCAGCAUGAUCUGGUGCCCCCACCUGACAAGUCUGCGAUAGAUUUACUCUCAAGGACAAUUCAUGACUUCCAAAGUCUUUUUUUGACCUCUUCCACCACACAAUUAGUGCAAGGGGGAAAAAGCUUUUCUGUAUAUUUACUGAGGAGAAAUCUCAGAGACUAGAUCCUAUAAGUCAUGCACCUUUAACCUUUUCUUUAUUAGUCUAAAAAUGGUUCCUUCUGUCUUUAACAGACUUCAAUAAAGUGAGGGCAGAAUUAUUUGUAAGGUUUAAGUUCCUAAGCUGUAGACAGCAUGUGCAGUACUGAUGUGCGUGCAGUCCAGAUUUGUUAAUCUAUAUAAAAGUUAUAAUUCAGGCAACUGGGAACGGCGGCCAUUGAGCAAUUUAAGUCUUUUAAAUAUCAAAAUUGAGUUUGAUUGUCUUGCAAAUGUUUAAAAGUUGUAUUUAAAAGUGAAUAGAACGUAAGCAAAUUGUAAACUUGUUUAAUCCUCACUUUUGUUUUGCAGUUUCAGCUGACUUAACGCUCGGUGGUUUUUUCUCUUUUUCAAAUCAAUAGAUUAGGAACUGGCUUGUUUUGACACAGUCAGCAUUAGUGUUUUAAUAAGUGAAGUCUGCAUUUUGACAGUAUUUACCACACUGAGGGUACACUUCAGUAAUCCACAAAGAUUGAAAGCCAGCGCUUAUUAAAAAAAAGAAAGACUGCAAAAAUGUCUGCAUAGAGAAAAAGAAAAGUUGUUAAAAUAAGAAUUUCCUCCUGAGCUUCAAUGCACUGAAUGAUAUUUGAGCUUUAACUUAGAUUUCUUCAACAUUUGUAUUAGACCUGGAACUUAAUUAAGAUGGAUUUUAAAUGCCGUGGUGUGAUGCUGCUGCAAUUGUUGUUGUUGUUGUUGUUGUUGUAUUACUCAGUUGUCUGUUGGUUGUAUUGUCCUUGUUUCAGGUUGUCAGUGUUUGAUGCAUCCAGAUUCUGAGAAGAAAUAUUUAAGCUUGAUAAGCUUGGUUCCAUUUCUACUUCAAUUAACAUCUCUCUAUUGUGGUGUUUUGAGUCAGAUCUAGCCAAAGUCAGGGUCAGGGGCAAAGUAGAUGAGGCCAUGCCGAUAGUCUUAAUAUUAUCUCUUAUCACUGCUGUUUUAAGAUGACUUCCUGUUCAGUAUUUUGGGUUAUGGGUCAAGCUGUAGUGUCUCUGUAUUCAUUUUUAAUUUAUUGUUACCCAGUUUUCAUGUUAUAUUUAUUCUUUUAUGGCUAACCUUUUGUUAUUUUUUGCUAUAUGAUUUGAUGUUUUUGUUUUAUAUCUAGUUGAUAUUAAACUAUUUUUCUCCGCAUGGCUGUCUAAGAAGAACUCUGUUUUCUCCAGCGUCCCCAAUGCAGAGUUGAAGCUGAAGUUGUUAGCAUGUUAGCCUCGGGAAGAACACAUGGUGGAAACCUUGAGGAAUUCAUGUUCUGGUGGUUGGAGCUGAGGGAUAUUGUUGUUAGACAAGGGUGGAUGGAGGUGGAGGAGCAUGAAGCUCUGAGUGAAUGUGUUGAGAUUUCUGUUGCAGCAACACCUAACAGAAAUGGGAUGGAAAAAGUGAGUGGAAUUUAAAUCAGUAUGGCCUGUGGACGUGCAGAUACAGUGUGGGCUAAGACUUAAGUUUUUAACUAAGUUUUUAAAAAGUAUCUCUUACUGUAUGUUCGGCAGUUAAGGUAAUAUUUUUAUGUAUUUAAAUGGUGGGUUGCGGUGGGUACCCUUGGAGAAGUGCUUGAAGGGUUUCUAGAUUAUAUACAGGCACUCUUAAAAUAUUUUUCACUGUAUAAUAAUUAGAAAAAAUUGUCAUAUGGUAAAUAUUUUCUCAUUUUCAAACUAAGGUUUAAUUGUCCUGGAACUGAUUUUUGUCUUAUAUCCUAUGAAUAUUGGACCAAAGUUUAAUUUUUUAGAUACACAUUUGGUGAACUUUAAGUUGUUGAUCUCUUUUUUAGUUGUCAUCUGUAACCAUAUUGUUCACGAUAUUAGUACGUGUACUAGCAAACUAAAUUGGUUUUGUGUAUAAUUUAGGCAUAAUUAUGUUGUUACUUGGUAGCUAACUCGGCUACAUGUUGUUCCGAGUUCCAGUCUGAAUCAUUGUCUGGUGUUUGUUUUAUUUCUAGCCACUGUUGCGACUAAGGCUCAGAGCCACCGUGUCACCCUUUUUAUUUCCAUUGAGUGAUGACUCAAUAAUUUACACAGCAGUGUGUAAGAAACCUUACCUGUGUGGCUGAAUUCUCAAAGCUGUGAGAGAUGAUGAUUCAUCACUGUGGUCCUGACUUCAUCAGACUCCACUGCUCUCUUCCCUGUGUCUUAGGCUUCAACACUUUCUUUUUAGUAAAGCUACAGAAACCAAAGACUGGGCCUAGUUUGAAACCUUUUCCACAUUCAAUGAAGAGGCAUUAGACACUGAAGCACCUGGGCUGAUCAUUAUCUGUAAUGACAGCCAGGUGUUUCAACUGUGAUGUGAUGAAGAACUUUCGCUUUCCAUACACAGUUCUAUUGUGAGAACACUGAUGUUUCAAUAAUAAGGAGCCAUUUUUCACAAUCAAAAUACUGUGGAACCUCGAGAUACGACCAUAAUCCGUUUGAGGACCUCGUAUCUUGAAUAAUUUUUUCCCAUGACAAAUAAAAAAAUUCAUCCGUUCCAGCCCU
This is a messenger RNA of Cynoglossus semilaevis (tongue sole), 11271 nucleotides long. It is a transcript of the gene uts2r1, whose product is annotated as urotensin 2 receptor. Gene Ontology annotation, cellular component: plasma membrane. The record is from RefSeq and is a predicted model, not a curated record. NCBI's taxonomy places the organism in Eukaryota, Metazoa, Chordata, Actinopteri, Pleuronectiformes, Cynoglossidae. Gene Ontology annotation, biological process: blood vessel diameter maintenance; regulation of blood pressure; neuropeptide signaling pathway. The transcript has 5 exons. Gene Ontology annotation, molecular function: urotensin II receptor activity. Bases 566 to 1657 code for a protein of 363 amino acids.